Molecule: messenger RNA, 2331 nt
Organism: Neurospora tetrasperma FGSC 2508
Lineage: Eukaryota; Fungi; Ascomycota; Sordariomycetes; Sordariales; Sordariaceae
Exons: 7
Coding region: 1-2331 (776 amino acids)
Biological process (GO): regulation of transcription by RNA polymerase II
Cellular component (GO): chromatin
Molecular function (GO): DNA-binding transcription factor activity, RNA polymerase II-specific; RNA polymerase II cis-regulatory region sequence-specific DNA binding
Source: RefSeq, a predicted model, not a curated record
AUGCGCACGAGAGCGGAGAGGCCCGCCCUCAGAAGCCCAAGAAUUUACCGUGCAAAUUCUGUGCGAAGCGAUUCAGGCGCGUCGAGCAUGUUCAGAGACACGAGAGAACCCACACCAAAGAGAAACCUUUUGAGUGCGAAUGGGAAGGCUGUGGAAAGAGAUUCGGACGACGUCUUUUCAUCGCAUUAUCCUACAUUUGCUUACAUGGACAUCAGGGAUCUUCUCGUCCGUCACGAGAAGCUUUGCCAUCUCAACGAUGGAGCCAGCAACAACAAUAAUAACGCCAGCAGUAGCAGCAGCAGCAGCAACAACAACAAAAAUGCGAACCACAAAGAUGGUAACAAACGACGCAAAACGUCUUCGUCAAGCGUCGUGUCUCCACCUCCACUAGAGAAUCAUACCGAUAUUCAAAUGAAAACUCAGCAUAGGCCAGCAACGCAAUCUCAGUUCCCCAACGGCAGUAUGCAGCCGUCCAUGGUCUCGUCCAUUCCAUCUGACUCUAGGCUUCUAUCAAGAGGUCCGGCUUGCAAUCUUGAUCUGCUUUCCGAUGCGGCCACGCACCUUGCCUCCGGUGGUGAGGUCAACAACCUACAGCACAUGCAGCCGACUAUGAUGCAAGGACUCUCGCAACAGCAACCCGAUCUCCCCCCGGCCAAGUCUUACCAGGACUCCAUGUCUUUCGCAAAUCACAAUCCAAAGCAGGAACAUGGCGCUAUGAAUGGAGGAUAUUGUACGCAACCCCCGGGCUCCGAAUUCGACCCCCUCUUCAUGGGUGACUAUGCGUCAUCGCACGCCUUCCCUUCACUCUUCGACGGGGAAGCACCGUUUACAAAUUUGACGAUUUCGGCAAAGGACCAUUCCGUCAUGAAAGCCAAGCUCGAUGAAUUCUCUUCGGUUCUGCCCAGCAACUUCGUGUUUCCUUCGCGCCAUACUUUACAGAGAUUCUUGGAGGGCUAUUUCACUGGGUUCCAUGACCAUCUUCCCUUCAUUCAUCUGCCGACCUUUUUACCCGUGGAAGCUUCCCCUGAAUUGCUAUUAGCCAUUACUUCCUGCAGGGCCUUCUACCGACUUCGGCGGCAUAUAGCCCCCAUUCCACGAGACCAUCACCGAGCUCAGGGUUUCGACACUCGUAUCCUUCUGUUCAUCGAGACCGCCCAGUCACUCAAGACACACACCGGGAGCCCUAGUCUGUGGGGGGCCAAAGCCAUCCUCCACGAGGCACUGUCCCUGCAGAGCCAACUUGCCCUCUUGGUCAGGGAAGAAGGUCUCCACGGCGAGCCCAACCAAGCGCCCGACUGGGAGAGUUGGGUACGCACCGAAUCAGCGACUCGAACGAAGCUGAUAGCAUACUGCUUCUUCAACCUCUGCAGUGUUGCGUACAACACGGUCCCCCUACUCCUUACAUCCGAGGUCCAGCUCUAUCUGCCCAAUGCCACUCGUUUGUGGAGAGCAGGAGAUGCGAACCAGUGGCAAGAAGUGCGACAAACCUCUCCCAGUACCGAAGUCCCUUUGCCAAUCGCGUUUUCUCGGUUGUUCAAUCGUGGGAUCCAGGGCCCGCCUCCACAACUCACGUCACUGGGUAACUACGUUCUUAUCCAUGCUAUCCUCCAGCACAUCUUUGUGCUCAAGCAGGCAACUUUUGCCACGUCCCUGGGAAUGCAGAGAGCCCUAAGAGGGCAGGAGAAUGAGGAUAUUUGUCAAGCGAUUCGAGUGUGGUUUCACAGUGUUGAGCAGCAACGACACGUAGAGGGGUUCGAUACGUGGGAUCCUGUCGACUCCAAUUCGGUGGCCUUGCACAGGGUGGCGUUCAUCAGGCUGAAUACGGACUUGAAUUCGAGUCGCCAUCUCGAAUCGCGUGCUUACAACGCCGCUGGGCGGGCCUAUGCGGAGGCACCUCUGCUUUUGCGUGUGAGCAACAAUGAAUGCGCCGUCCUAGUAUCCAAAUGGCUCUUGACCCUCGCGUCCAUCGGCCCAACCGACCCGCCGAUAACAUCCGAAGAAAGCCAGCUCCUCGAGGGCCUCCGCCGCAUGUUAGACGAGACCGAGUUCGCCGUUCCCAUUGACCCGGCUAUCGGCGGAGGGGCACAACAAAAUCAUAACCACCAGCAGAGGUCGACCGACGGGCCAGCUACCGACCCCACCAACCUUCGCCAGCUCGCGGCGGCCGUAGUCAGGUUAUGGGCCGAGACGUUUAGGGGCACUCAUAUCUUUGAGUUUGUGGACAUGAUGGGUUCUGGGCUGGAAACCUAUGCGUAUCAUAUUGAGAAUCCAAGGGACAGGACGCCGUUGGCUAUGGGGAGGAUGGGUACCAAUCAUCAGAUGCAAAUGUAG